GGCUGACAACAAUUAGAAGCAUAAACAUCCAUGUAAACAAAUUUUUGAUUUGUAUUAAAAACAGAUUCUUGUAUCAUCCUGACAGAAAUGAUAGUAAUGCCCAUUGUACUUAUAAACACACAUUUAUACACCUCUUACUUUACCAAAAUAUUAUACACAUUUAGAAUUCUGGAAAACAGGACUGAUACUAGACGACUGUUAACCCUUAGCUAAGUGGGGUCGUUAUUCUUCUCUGCAAGUGUUUUAUCUAAGAGUAGAUAUCGUUACAAAGGCUAGAGAUAAGUAACCAGAGGUUAGUUGUUUGAACCAGAUUGUCCAUGACUAGAAAAGCAGCACAGGAGUUGUUCAGUGAAUUGUCUCCCACAGUGACAACUUCUUUUACACUUCUAGGAUAUUAAAUUUACACAGGUAACCAACAUGGAAAAGACAUCAACCAGUUUAUCCAGGCAAUCAUCCAUCAACAAUCCCAGACGAAGCUCUCCAGUGUUGUACCUGUUCUUGUCCCCCUACUUUAAGAAGUUCCUGUGUGUUGGCCUGUUCUUUUCUUGUGGCAUGAUCGCUGGAGUAUUUUUACGUGAAUACGUGCUGGAUGGCAUCAGCUCAAGAAGCAUAUUUUAUCAGCAUAACAGACCAACUAAUGAUGUAAGCAAACAAAUCUCACAUGAACUGCAAAGAGAUGAAGGCAGGCCAGGACUGAGCAUAAAGAAAGACCUAAGCAUACAAUUUAGAGAUUAUUUACCUCGUCGUAUAUUCAUCAAUACUGCAGAGAAUGUUCCCUACAGCUUGGAUUUGUUUUUGCAGACAUACCCAGAUGCCCAUAAAUACCAUGUAUACACCUUCCUUGCUGACAAAGCUUAUAGUCCACUUUAUACUAAGUAUUCAAACCAUGUUUUGUUUUCAGGAGCCAGUUUUUCAAGUAGUGAAAGCAUCAUAAUGAUGGAUUUUGCAGUUUCAUUAGGUGAUUAUAAUAGGAAGAAGGUGAACUCAUCUGUGACACUGGUAGACAUGUUAACAUGGCUCCAAGACAAUGUUCAUGUGGAUGAUUAUGUGGUGGUUAAGCUCAGCACUGACCCAGAAAAUGAGAAACGCAUUGCAGAGAGGUUGACAAGCUUUACAUCACCUGACUGGAUUGACAAACUGUACACCACAACCACUGAAGAUAACUUGUUUUAUUUCAUAAGAGAACAGUUUCAGGUAUAUGGGCAUCAUGUUUAUCGCUGGAAUGAUGAUCUGCUAACAUACAGUGACUUUGAAGUUAUCAAUCCAUCUAAAUUUUCUCCAAAGGAUGGCAUUCUUGUCAAGGAAGCUUGUGGAGACAAGAAUAAAACUCAGUUUACAGCUUUCCUGUAUGCACCCCAUGUACAAUUUUCACUAAAUGGAACACUGAGUUUACUUCACAUCAUGUCAGAAAAAAUUAAAGGCCAACUUCCAGUCACUCUCUUUUUGCCACCAGCAUACUUCGAAUCAACAACAAUGUGUCAGCAACUGUCCAGGCUACAGAAAAGCGUGGAGAUUGGGUUGUAUCUGCAAGAAACUUUAUUUCAUAUCACCGAGACAAUUUACUUAGAAAGACAGCAAAAUUUUGUAAGAAAUUUUCUAGUGUCUGUGGAACACUGUUUCGAGCAAUCAAACCUUACCCUGAAGUUUGUGCUCCCCUCAUCAGCAUUUAUUUCACAGGAAAAAGAAAGGAGCAAACUAAAGUCUAAGAGUAUAAACAAAGUAAAGCAAGUCCUUAAAGAACGUUUCUACACAAUUGUGAACAAUGUGCAGGAUGUAGAACCCUCUGCCAUAAUAAAAGGUGAGCACAGUUUUUGGCAAGAUUUUGGAAACUCCAUCAACAACAGACUUAUUGCAUUGGAUGUUACCAGGCCAGGAUGUGAUACAGCUGUUCUGAGUUUGUUGUCUGCUCACAUGUCCUCACUUAUUCCUCUUAAUGCAUGUGCUAAACUGCAACAUGGAAGUAACCCUAUGUUUUAUCCUCUUUAAGAGAGCCCAGCCCAUCAUUGUGCAGUGCAAAUAGAUAUCUAAAUGGUGCCAGCCAGCCAUUCAUUUGUCCCUUGACUGGUAUUGGUUGUUGUGGGCAGCACAGGGAUAGAAGGGCAACUCACAAGGCCUUCCGGGCAUUGGCUCUCCCCAGCUGCCUUCAUCCCUUUUCUAAUGGCACAAUUCACUUCUUUGUACCUGGAAGCUGCUUCAGAUUUACUUUUUCUUUAUUUCAAGGCCUCUCCUUUGGCCACAGAGAUCUAGCAGUCCUCAAUUUUUGGGGAGAGAAUUGGCUGAGUUGAUGGCUCUGAGCAAACUUGGAGUCUGAGACCCCUGUCACUGAUUUUGACAAGGCCAAAUUUAUUCCGUUCCUGCCCAUUGCUGGUAGGCAUCUGGACUGAUCUUGGCAUUGUACUUAUAUUUGUAACCAAGUACAAGAAAGAUGUCCUUUUCGACAUUGGCUUUGUAACUGUAUAACCUUGUCUAGCCGUUGGUUAAACUCUUCCACUUUUUGUCUUUGUGCAAGGAAAUCUGAGCAUAUGCUUAGACAAUGGUGACACUAUGAAGCAUGGCAGGUAUAGGUGUACAGCUUAUGACACACCCCUAUGUACAAGGAAGUCAAAUCCGCCAUUCUCCUCACUGUACCAGAGUUUGUGGCCCUUGUCAGUUGCAGUCUCCUCAAAUCCUGACCCAUCUGCCAGUCCCAUUGGUGCGUUCUAACUUUUGGGUGAGAUCUUUCAUUUUGCGACUCAGGUGUAAUGUUGUGGGAUGUUUCAUAUAUUUUCCAUUAAAACUUGACAAAACAAAGCAGUAUGCUUAUGUUGCUUCUAGUGAAGUCUGAUGUGAACUUUGUACAGCUUAAAAUAAAGGAAUUUUCGAUCACACAUUUGGAGACAUUUUCACCAACUCCUUUUUUUAAAACUUUUGCAUCAUAUCUACAUGCAAACACACACAGGAGAAAAACUAUUUUAAAAAACCAGCCAGUUUUGUUGGUUGUUUCAGUUGCAAUGUUCUGUGAUAGGUUUUAGAGAAUGCUCAUGUGUGCUGUACAAAAUAGUCUUUAAUCCCAGUUGCAAACCACUUCACACUGUUCAUAACAUUAAAAAAAAAAAGCUACAGUUUACUUAAAAAUUUUUAUUACUUGUAACUGCAGGCCAACUGAGGAUAUAUUGUCUUUCUGAAUUCAUGCAAUGCUCAUCACCAUUUCAGUCUGCAGGUACCCAAGUGUUCAUCAACAUUGGCAUCACAUGAAUUACAAAUUUUUCAAGAUUAUU
Messenger RNA from Pomacea canaliculata, 3257 nucleotides. RefSeq lists its product as uncharacterized. NCBI's taxonomy places the organism in Eukaryota, Metazoa, Mollusca, Gastropoda, Architaenioglossa, Ampullariidae. The transcript has 2 exons. Bases 418 to 1986 code for a protein of 522 amino acids. The record is from RefSeq and is a predicted model, not a curated record.